This is a messenger RNA of Acanthochromis polyacanthus (spiny chromis), 1471 nucleotides long. It is a transcript of the gene myl9b, whose product is annotated as myosin, light chain 9b, regulatory. Lineage: Eukaryota; Metazoa; Chordata; Actinopteri; Pomacentridae. Gene Ontology annotation, molecular function: calcium ion binding. Gene Ontology annotation, cellular component: cytoplasm; stress fiber; myofibril. The record is from RefSeq and is a predicted model, not a curated record. Gene Ontology annotation, biological process: myofibril assembly; platelet aggregation. The transcript is spliced from 4 exons. Bases 164 to 685 code for a protein of 173 amino acids.
GGUAGAAAUGGGAGGGACAAACUGGGAGUCUGAUUCUUUAGGCAAACUUUUCAGUACGACUGGCUGCUUCCCUUCCCACUGCUGCGUCGGAACCAGACAAAAGGAGUGUGAAGUACUCCCAAAUAUUUCUACUUGAAGCCAAGGUCCACAUCCAGCCGCCACCAUGUCCAGCAAACGUGCCAAGGGAAAGACCACCAAGAAGCGCCCUCAGAGAGCAACCUCCAAUGUCUUCGCCAUGUUUGACCAGUCUCAGAUCCAAGAGUUCAAGGAGGCGUUCAACAUGAUUGACCAGAACAGAGAUGGGUUCAUCGACAAGGAGGAUCUCCAUGACAUGUUGGCCUCUCUGGGUAAGAACCCCUCUGAUGAAUACCUGGAGGGGAUGAUGAGUGAGGCACCAGGGCCCAUUAACUUCACCAUGUUCCUCACCAUGUUUGGAGAGAGGCUCAACGGAACGGACCCCGAGGACGUCAUCCGCAACGCCUUCGCCUGCUUUGAUGAGGAGGGAUCUGGUGUGAUCCAUGAGGACCAUCUGAGGGAGCUGCUGACCACCAUGGGCGAUCGCUUCACAGACGAAGAAGUGGACGAGCUGUUCCGCGAGGCGCCCAUCGACAAGAAGGGCAACUUCAACUACGCAGAGUUCACCCGCAUCCUCAAACAUGGUGCCAAAGACAAGGAUGAUGAGUAGAGGGAGAAAGCGACUGCCUCUGGCCCCCCGCACACACACUGCACCACAGAUCUAAGCCCUAGCUCCUAUCUUUGUGAACCUUGUAGAUUUGAAAGAAAAUAAAUAAGAAUUCAUAUAGGCAUGCUGCAUACUGAAGUUGUUUUUUAUAUAAAAGAGCAGAAAUGAAUAGUUUUGCAUUUAUUAUGAUCUACAUGUUUAUCAAAGGUUGAGUCUCGGGAUUCACAGAAAUAUUCUACAAUACACUACUUUUCAGUUGUUGUCAUUGUUCAAGUUUUAUUCAUACCACCUUAAGAGAGGUGAAUCACAGUGUCUGCAUCUCAUGGCUACAAGCCGUCUUUAUCCACCUUGACUGCAGUUUUUCUGGUAUUUGCAAGGAACCUGCAUGGACUCUGGAGAUACAUCAAGCAUCAAUGUGUGUGUCUGUGUGUAUGCGGGGGCUGUUUGGACUUCCAGAUUCAGUGCUACAUGUUUACCUCCUCCUGCCAGUUAGCUACCACACCUGCACAAGCACUGCAACAUGUCUCCUGUCCUGUAAUAUUUGUAUUAUUGUAUGACGAAAAAGGAUAAAGUAACUGAGCAAUUUCUGUGUUUUUUUGACAAUCAAAAGUGCCAAGUGUUUUUACCUAUGAUGAAAUGGUAACUAGAAUUCGGUAGUCUAAAGUCAUGUCUUCCUCCUGUCAGCUGGUCGAGUGUGUUUGCUGAAGGUUCAGGUAAGUCUGUGUUGUUGAAGGAAUCCAGUCUUGGAACUGCUCAGGCAAAUAAAUUAAGAGUAGGUGUGUGUUUGGA